CACACAUCGCGAUCAUUCAUUGCUUGAUUUCCCUUUGAAUGUGGCAUCAUCGGCAGAUCAUGACUUCAAGACUGUCAUAAUGACCCUUCUUCUUUCCAAAAUUACGGAACUCUUAUACAUGAGGUUGGGACACAAAGGUUUAUAGGAGUUUUUAGCUGCAAGCCCAGAAACAAUUUGAUUCUUCCCUGAGUACAAGAUGAGUUUAUCAUUGAGAAUUACCCGCAACCUGAAAUUGAAUCACGCAAAAAUUACAUUGUCUAGCAACACGCAAAGAUACCGCAAAAUGUCAUCCCUCAUACCUGGCAGUAACACAUUCAACCCGGACAAGGACAUACCUGACUUGUCUGGCAAGCAUUACAUCGUGACCGGAGGUUCGGCUGGAAUAGGCUUUGGUAUUGCUGCGCAUUUGCUCCAGCACAAGGCCGACAACGUCACCAUCUUGUCGAACAAGGAGGAGCAUGCCCAGUCUGCGCUCGAAGAGCUGAAGGAGUACGGAGACGCAUCCAAGGCUCACUGGGUCAAGUGCGAUUUUGAGGAUCUCAAGUUUACGGAAAAGGUUGCCAAUGAGUUGGCCAGGUCGCAGGAUAAGCUCGAUGGACUCGUCCUCAACGCAGGUCUCGGCGUCGGAGUAUACAACGAAACAAAGGACAAGAUUGAUUCCCACUUCCAAGUCAACAUCCUCUCGCAAUUUCUCCUCCUGAAGAAGCUCCUUCCUCGCCUGCAAAAGACGCCGGGCGCCCGCCUGGUCUUCGAAUCCUCCGACCUGCACAAGGCCGCCGACGGCGGUGCGCAGUUCAAGGACGAGGCCGAGAUCAACAACGACAUUGGUCCGACCCAGCUGUACAACCGUACCAAGCUCGCCCUGAUCCUGCUCGCGCGGGCGCUCCAGCGCAGGAAAGAAGCCGGCGAACUGGGCUUCCAGCCCGGCCAAAGCGUCUUCAUCAACGCCGUGCACCCCGGCGCCGUCGCGACGGAUCAGCAGCUGCAAGCCGAGGAGGCGUACGGAACGCUCGGAGUGGUUGGCCACGCCAUUGUCAGGCCGUUCUUGAAGGAUCCCGUGUCGCAGGGAUGCCGGCCUGCUCUGUUCGCCACCACCAGCAAGGAGAUUGAGGAGCAGGAGAUCAGUGGGCAGUAUAUCGUGCCGGACAAGAAGGUGACGAGCCCGAGCAGCAAGGCGCAGGAUGAUGAGCUUGGGGAGAGGUUGUGGAACCUUAUGGAGCAGAUGCUGAAGGAUAGGCUGGGUUGAGGGCGCCGAAGUCGCGGUGGUUACCUAGACCUAUUUUAGAAAUACGUAGACCAUUCACCACGAGAUCUUCUGAAUAAGAUCCAAAGAUAGCAUUCAGAUACCAUUUAUUACGUUUGCGUUAUGACUCUCUUUUCUGCUUUAUUUUAGUAUAUUUCUUCAGGC
Messenger RNA from Pyricularia oryzae 70-15, 1408 nucleotides. RefSeq lists its product as uncharacterized. The transcript is spliced from 3 exons. Bases 197 to 1246 code for a protein of 349 amino acids. Lineage: Eukaryota; Fungi; Ascomycota; Sordariomycetes; Magnaporthales; Pyriculariaceae. The record is from RefSeq and is a predicted model, not a curated record.